Molecule: messenger RNA, 390 nt
Organism: Leishmania mexicana MHOM/GT/2001/U1103
Lineage: Eukaryota; Euglenozoa; Kinetoplastea; Trypanosomatida; Trypanosomatidae
Exons: 1
Coding region: 1-390 (129 amino acids)
Biological process (GO): DNA-templated transcription
Cellular component (GO): RNA polymerase I complex; RNA polymerase II, core complex; RNA polymerase III complex
Molecular function (GO): DNA binding; DNA-directed RNA polymerase activity
Source: RefSeq, a predicted model, not a curated record
AUGCUGCGAUCCGAAGUCCUUGAUGCCGAGGUGGCGAAGAGUGUGGAGGCCUAUUCCACCACGGUGACUCCGUUUGUGGAGCGGCGAAGUGGUCUGUACUUGACCAAGUUCGAGGUCGCCCGCGUUAUCGGCGAGCGCGCCAAGCAGAUCGCCAGCGGCGCGGCCAUGUCGCUUCCCGGUACCACUUCUGGUCUGGAUUCUGUUGAGACGGCGGAGCGCUGCACCAACCCGCGCUCUCUCGCAGUAGAUCCGGUCAUGAUGGCCAAGUACGACCUCUUGCAGCGUAAGAUUCGAAUGCUGGUGCGCCGCAUAUGGCCGGAUGGUGCCGUCGAAACGAUUCCGGUAAAUGAGCUCAUGGUGGACGUGACUAUGCUCGACCUGCAGUACUAG